AUGAGACCUCAGCUGGUUGCUGCACUUGCUUUCGCACUUGGCCCAUGCGCUCUCGCUGAUUCAAAGCAAAAUGCCAAGUGGACGGAUGUCAAGCCUCAUGGGAAGGAUAAAGAUGAUGCUCCUUAUUUGGUGAAAGCACUCAAGGAUUGGCAUGCCUAUGGUGAUCAUCAGUCCAAUGCCCGGGUCCGUGUUCCCAAAGGCACAACCUUGAACAUUGCCACUGCAAUGAAUACAACUGGUCUAUUUGGGACUCACCUUCGGCUUGAAGGUACUCUGCGUGUGAAGCCCGACUUCGCCUACUGGGCAGGGAAUGCUUUUGUAGUGCCCUAUCAGAAGAACUCAGCGAUUUGGCUAUUUGGUGGAGAAAAUAUCGUUCUAGAUGGUGGAGGAACGAUUGAUGGCUCUGGGCAGAGUUGGUGGGAUGCCCGGCCUAGUAAUGUAUCCUUGAUCCCACCUUUGACACUGGUAGUUCACCAAGCACAUAAUGCCCGUAUCAGUAACAUCACGUUUUACAAAACUCCCAAAUGGGCGAAUCUUGUUCAAGAGUCCAGCGAUGUUGUUUAUGAAUACAUCACUGUUAACUCUGUCUCGAACUCGACUGCAGACAUGCGGGAGACAGAUGGUUGGGACACGUACCGCUCAGAUGGCAUCACCAUCCGAGACUCGGUGAUUCAUAAUGGAGAUGAUUGCGUCAGUUUUAAGCCAAAUAGUACGAAUAUCGUUGUUCGAAACCUUCAGUGUACAGAAUCACAUGGUAUAUCCGUGGGGUCUCUUGGUGAAAUCCCGGGAGUUCAAGAUAUAGUUCGUAACAUCUAUGUUGAUAACAUCUGGAUGAGCAAGUCUGAAAACGGUACCUUUGCGGGCCAGAACAGGGGCUACGGAGUUGUUGACAAUGUCAUUUACACAAACUUCCAUAACAUCGACAACGACUACCCUAUCACAAUCGACAACUGUUACAAAACAAGUGUGGCAAACUGUACUGCUUAUCCUUCUGGUAUCAAAAUCAACAAUGUCUUCCUACGGAACAUAACCGGGACUUCGAGCGGAAAAUACAACUCUACAGUUGCGUCGCUGGUUUGCAGCCCAGGAGCCUGUGGGUCCGUGUAUCUCCAAGACAUAAACAUAUCUCCCCCUCUCAAUUACAGCGCGGCCUCUUACACAUGCUUGAACUUGAACGUUACGGGACCUUCAGCUGGUCUCUUCAACUGCACCACCGGAGAUGUCAUUGGAAGUCCAUACCCCCCUGCAUGA
Rhizoctonia solani is the source of this 1251-nucleotide messenger RNA. RefSeq names its product polygalacturonase. The coding region runs from base 1 to 1251 and encodes 416 amino acids. The record is from RefSeq and is a predicted model, not a curated record. The transcript is spliced from 10 exons. NCBI's taxonomy places the organism in Eukaryota, Fungi, Basidiomycota, Agaricomycetes, Cantharellales, Ceratobasidiaceae. Gene Ontology annotation, molecular function: polygalacturonase activity. Gene Ontology annotation, biological process: carbohydrate metabolic process.